Uloborus diversus is the source of this 1830-nucleotide messenger RNA. Its product is annotated as sodium-dependent phosphate transport protein 3-like. NCBI's taxonomy places the organism in Eukaryota, Metazoa, Arthropoda, Arachnida, Araneae, Uloboridae. Gene Ontology annotation, molecular function: transmembrane transporter activity. The coding region runs from base 124 to 1587 and encodes 487 amino acids. The record is from RefSeq and is a predicted model, not a curated record. Gene Ontology annotation, biological process: monoatomic anion transport; transmembrane transport. The transcript has 10 exons.
GAAAGGUUAUGAUUCUGAACGUAAUAUCGCUCUGCAGAAUACAUCAUCACUAUGAUAUUGUAGUACUUUCAAGGAAGAAAAAAAUUAUACGUUCCAUUCGGAAAUACUUAAUUGAUCUUCGAUAUGAAUACACAAGAUUCUGCAGAAGCCAACGAGCCUUAUUGGAAACGACGCUACAUGAUAGUACUCCAUGGAUUUGCAAUUUAUUUUCUUAUCAAUAGUCACAGAAUAAAUAUGAGCGUUGCCAUAGUGUCAAUGGUGGAAGAUGCAGAUCACGGAAAUCAUACGGAGAAACAACUAUCUAACACAUCAAUUGAAGUUAUCGAUGGAAUUUCUCAUGAUCAAUACCCGAUUAAGUUUAAUUGGAGUCCAAAAAUCCAAGGUGGCAUUUUGGGAGUCGGUUUCUUGGGAUUUGUGCUGUCUUUAAUAAUUGGCGGAAGAUUUGCAGAAACAUUCGGUUCUAGAAUAAUGAUUAUCAUUGGAACAUUCAUUUCGUCUUUCAGCACCAUGAUUACCCCUUUAACAGCCAACGUCAGCCCUUAUUUUGUGAUGUGUAUUCAGUGUGUUCGAGGAAUUGCACAGGGGUUGAUGUUUCCAGCUGCCACAGUUCUAGCGGCGAACUGGUAUCCCAGAGCGGAGCGUGGACUUCUAUCCGGGCUCGCCCUUUCAGGAUAUGGUUUUGGAGUUUUGGUGUCAGGAAUUUUAUCGAGUUUAAUUUGCGAUAGUGUCUCCAUAGGAGGUUGGCCUUGUGUUUUCUACAUCUUUGGAGGAUUUGGAAUUUUUAUUUCAAUACUUCAAAUGCUGUCUUUGAAGAACUUUCCCAAAGAUGAUCCAAGAAUAUCAAGAGAAGAAUUAAAGUUUAUAUUAAAAAAUCAGGAGAACAAAUUGGAAUUAAAGAGACCAGCGGUUCCGUGGAGGAAAAUAUUAAUUAGUAUGCCAACAUAUGCUCUUUUCAUUGGAACUUUUGGCCAAACUUGGAUAGGAGCUCAUUUUCUAUUGGUUCAUGCGACAUUUUUAGGAACCAUUCUGCAUUAUUCAAUGGCUCAAACUGGAAUACUUAUUUCCGUGCCGUACGUGAUUUCAAUGUUCUCCAAUGUGUCUUCGGGUUUCAUAUCCUCGUUUUUGAGUACAAAAGAAUACUUAAGCAUCAGCAAAAUUAGAAAAUCAUGGAACAUCAUUGGCAAUGUAAUCUAUUCCCUGUGUCUUGCUCUUUUGAUUUUUACAAAUUCUGAGGACACAGCAGCAAUAGUCUGUUCUAUUAUUGCAAUAGGUAUUUUGGGGUUAAUGAACAGCGGUGUGAUGAUUGUUGCUCUGGACAUGACUCCAACUUUUGCAGGUUCUUUAAAUGCUUUAAAUAUAACAGUUGGAUCCUUACCUGGCGUUAUACUUCCUAUAGUGUGUGGCAUUAUUACGAAUGACGAGCAAACAAUAGAACAGUGGAACAAAUUCUUCAUACUAAGCAUUAUCAUAGUUAUGAGCUCAGCAAUGUUUUUUUCAAUUUUCGGAACUGCUGAAAUUCAAAGUUAUAACUUUUCACCGGCGGAAUUGUCACUCAAGGCGGAAAGAGAAACAAAAACAUCAUCCUAGGAACAUUGAACUGAAAUAAACUUCUGGUAUCACAAACAACAAAUGACUCUCAUUCACAUUUACUUAGUCAAAUUUAUAAAUUUUAACUUUUUCUAAUCGAAGUGAAAUUCAAAGAUACUACUCAUGCGUCGAAGAUGAAAAGAAACCGUCAAAGACUACAAAUGAGGAGGAAAAGAAAGAAAUGUAGCAAAGUUUCAUUCUGAGUGAUAUACUGCUGAGUUUUCCAAACAGAUAGAAGCGGAA